This is a messenger RNA of Brassica oleracea var. oleracea, 306 nucleotides long. Its product is annotated as CDPK-related kinase 4-like. The transcript is spliced from 2 exons. Lineage: Eukaryota; Viridiplantae; Streptophyta; Magnoliopsida; Brassicales; Brassicaceae. Bases 1 to 306 code for a protein of 101 amino acids. The record is from RefSeq and is a predicted model, not a curated record.
AUGCAACCAUUGGCACAAAAGAAACUGGACUUUGAAAAGUUAUGUGCGGCUGGGGUCAGCGUUUACCAACUGGGGGCUCUUGAAGAAUGGGAACAGAUUGCAACUUCAGCAUUUGAGAACUUCGAGCAAGAAGGGCAUAGAAUCAUAUCCGUCCAAGAACUAGCCGGGGAGAUGACUCUGGCACCAAAUGCAUAUCCUCUGCUCAAGGAUUGGAUCUGGAGUUUGGAUGGAAAGCUUAGUUUCUUGGGCUACGCUAAGUUCUUGCAUGGUGUGAUCGUACGAAGCUCGAGCUCAAGACCUAGGUGA